UCCGGAAGGAGGGCGAUGCUGUCCGGCUCUAUUCAGAUCUCCGGAGAGACACUCUCCUCGGCGGAGGUGAAAGACAUCUGUGACUCUCUGAGGGCGAACUCGGUGCGGCUGCUGUCUCUGAGAGGCUGUCACAUCUCAGACCGCGAUUUCCACCGCAUCAGCCGGCAUGUGGCGGACUGUCAGUCCCUGGCACAGCUCAACCUCAACCUCGGAGUAGUCAGUAACAUCAACCGAGUUAAACAGCUGGCAGAGGCACUGGCAUCCAACAGGUCCAUCCACUCCCUCUUUCUGCAUGGCACUCCCCUCACUGAUUCUGGCUUGGCUAUACUGAAUCCUGUCCUUUCCCUACACCCCUCCCUAAUAUCCCUGGAUCUUGGGGACUGUAUUCUGGGAGAUGAAGGAAUGAAUCUCAUCUGUGGACUGUUACCACCGGAUGGAGCAAAGUCAGGUCUGAAAGAGCUGACGCUAAGUGCUAACCCAGCUAUCACUGUGAAGGGAUGGGCACGUCUGGCAAUUGCGGUUGCUCACAGUUCUCAACUCCGUGUCCUUAACUUGGAUUAUAAUCCUUUAGGUGAUCACAUUGCUGGGAUGUUGGCAGUCGCCGUGGCUUCUAGUCGGACGCUGGAAGUGGUGGAUCUGGAGGGAACUGGCCUCACGAAUCAGUCUGCUCAGAUAUUUCUGGACAUGGUGGAGAAUUAUCCCACUUCCAUGCGGACUCUCAUCCUAUCAGAAAACAACAUCAGCUUGGAACUACAACAGCAAAUCUCGGAUCUGUUGUCUGAGGGAGAGGAAGAGGAGGAAAAUGAGAAUGAAGGGCAAGAAGAUGCAGAAAGGGAGAAGGAAAUCUGGAUUUCUCAGAGCAAUUCAGGAUCGCAGACUAUCCUCAUGUCAACAGGACUCGAAGAUUCCUUGCUGGCAGAAACAGAAAUGUGACAGCCUACUGAUGAACCAUGUCUUGCGGGACACCCACUGACUUGGGCUAUACUGCGCUGCCAUUGACCCAUGUCUUUGGGUGCUGCCGUUGGAAUUUACUGAAUUUGGUUUCUCAACACUUGGAUCAUUUAUUGCUAUAAUCCCUAUGUGACAGUGACCCUACAAAUACUCAAUAAGCACCCUCCAAUCACGUAACAUUAUGCUACUUUAUGUUUCUGAGUUUAUUUAAGAAGUUAUUUACAUUUAAUUAGUCUUAUAACAAGUCAUCACACUGAAAAUGUAAUUAACUGUGUAAAGCACUGACAAGUUUUGAUGUGAUAAGGCAUUGUGUAAAUGCAGUUGUUAAUGCAUUAGUUAAUGAAUGUCUUGAACUUGAUGAGUCAAGUGGGCUCCUCUGUGUUGUAAUGACUCUAUGAAACAGAUUAUAACGGGCCUGGCUUUAGCUUAGUUGUCUUUACUCAGACUGAUAGCUGUGCUGUCUCUGAAAUAAGCAAGUCAGAAAUGCUCAAUAAAGUUUUGAUUCCAUGAUG
Molecule: messenger RNA, 1463 nt
Organism: Carcharodon carcharias (great white shark)
Lineage: Eukaryota; Metazoa; Chordata; Chondrichthyes; Lamniformes; Lamnidae
Gene: lrrc73
Product: leucine rich repeat containing 73
Exons: 6
Coding region: 16-933 (305 amino acids)
Molecular function (GO): protein binding
Source: RefSeq, a predicted model, not a curated record